This is a messenger RNA of Drosophila subobscura, 2123 nucleotides long. It is a transcript of the gene Bulli, whose product is annotated as regulator of MON1-CCZ1 complex. The transcript is spliced from 7 exons. The record is from RefSeq and is a predicted model, not a curated record. Gene Ontology annotation, cellular component: Mon1-Ccz1 complex; late endosome membrane; lysosomal membrane. Bases 67 to 1995 code for a protein of 642 amino acids. Gene Ontology annotation, biological process: regulation of autophagy. Lineage: Eukaryota; Metazoa; Arthropoda; Insecta; Diptera; Drosophilidae.
AUGUCAUCUCUAAUGGUGGGCGGCUGAAAACAAGGUUUUUAUUUGAAAAUUGUUAUUGCAAAAAGAAUGGAAAAUUCGAAUGGAAUCCAUUAUAUUGAGCUGUCGAGGAUUCCCAUACGCUUCGAUGCCGUCAGCCAGCUAACGAACGUCUUCUUCGAUGACUCGAACAAGCAGAUCUUUGCUGUGCGGUCGGGUGGUGCCACUGGGGUUGUCGUCAAGGGCCCUGUCCCCAACGAAGACACGGUUAUAUCCUUUUGCAUGAACGAUCGUGGUGGAGCGAUUCGUUCGAUUAAAUUCUCGCCGGAUAAUCAACUACUGGCUGUGCAGCGAAAAGAGAACGCAGUGGAGUUCAUCUGCUUCCAGGGGGAGCAGCCACUGCUGCAGGACAUCAUCACGCAUCAGGUGAAGACUAUGAUCCAUGGCUUCGUGUGGAUCCACAACCGGGAAGUGGCCCUGAUAUCCAACACAGGUGUUGAGGUAUACACCGUGUUGACGGAGAAGCGUCAGGUGCGCUCUGUCAAGUCCCUGAGCAUUAGCAUCAAGUGGUUCGCCUGGUGCUGCGAUGCCAAUGUGGCCCUGCUCUGCACCACCGAAGGCAACAGCCUGGUGCCCGUUCUGGUCAAGCAGAAGGUCAUCACCAAGCUCCCAAAGGUGGACUUAGGCAGUCCCAGUCGCGAGGUCCAGGAAAGCAAAGUCACCCUGGGACAAGUGUAUGGCGUCCUGGCUGUGCUCAUACUCCAGUCGAACAGCACAACGGGCAUGAUGGAAGUGGAGGUGCAUCUGUUGAACGGUCCAGGACUGGCUCCACGAAAAUGCCAUGUGCUGCGCCUCAGCCUCGUUGGGCGCUUUGCCAUCAAUACGGUGGAUAAUCUGAUUGUGGUGCACCAUCAGGCCACUGGGACAUCGCUGCUCUUCGAUAUAUCCCUCACGGGCGAGGUCAUUCAGGACAUCACAUACCAUGCGCCCGUUUCAACGGGUCGUUCCAUCAAACCCUUUGGUCUGAAGCUUCCCUCGCUAUCGCCCGAUGGACAAAUCCUCCAAUGCGAGCUGUACUCCACCCAUUGGGUGCUGUUCCAGCCAAAUAUCGUGAUCGACGCAAAGCUGGGAUGCAUGUGGUACCUGAAUCUGUGCAUUGAUCCGCUGUGUAAUCUGAUCUCCGAUCGCAUACGUCUAACAGAGUUCUUGCUGCAGCGCAGCAGUGGCAAGCAGGUUCUGCUGAAGGUCCUGGGACAGCUGGUGGACGAUCAAUACAAGGGCACGCUGCUGCCCGUCCUGGAGACCAUUUUCAGCAGGAUAAACAAGAUUUAUGCCUCCUGGGUGCAGUUGGAGCUGCAGAAUCAGACGGCUCAGCCCUCGAAUGUAAAGACAACUACGGUGAAGCACUCCUCACCGCCCAUUGUCCUCAUAGAGCAGCUGGAUAUGGUGCAGAUAUUCCAGAGGAUAGCGAAGAGGCCCUACACCGAGACCAUUUUGAUGCUGUACCUCCAAUCGCUGAGUAAAUUCAACAUUGCCGCCCAGGAGGAGCUCUCCAAGAUGAUCAUCAGCGAGCUGAUCCACAAUCGCAGCUUCGAUACACUGCGUCGUCUCGUUAGCUAUUCCAUGCUGCUGGAAUCCAAGGCGGUGGCUUGCUUUCUGCUCUCCCAUUCCGAUGUUAAUACGGCCAUCUCCCAGGUGGCCAUCGACAUGCUGGGCAAGAUUCAGGCGCAUGAGAUCAUCGUUGAGGUGAUGUUGGGGCAGGGCAAAGUGAUUGAUGCCCUACGUUUGGCCAAGAACUCUUUGGGCCUUGAUAAAGUCCCGGCUCGCAAAUUCCUCGAGGCUGCCCAUAAGACCAGAGAUGAUUUAAUAUUUCACAGUGUUUUCCGGUUCUUUCAGAUGAGAAAUCUAAAAUUGUAUGAGACUCUGGCUUUUCCCAAAGCGGAACAGUGCACGGAGUUUAUACAGCAUUAUAAUGGCACUUUUCCCACGGACAACUCCCUGAGGCCUCAAAUAAUUUGAGGAACUAAAUGAGAGACGUGAUUUAAGAAAAUUCAUAAAUCUUUUUCAGAAUCGUAGUGCAAUGUGGAAUAUACAUAUUUGGAUAUGGUUUUAUAUGCAUAGUCCUUAAAUAUACUUCUUUAAGGGUA